Molecule: messenger RNA, 1736 nt
Organism: Athene cunicularia (burrowing owl)
Lineage: Eukaryota; Metazoa; Chordata; Aves; Strigiformes; Strigidae
Gene: EDC3
Product: enhancer of mRNA decapping 3
Exons: 6
Coding region: 57-1577 (506 amino acids)
Biological process (GO): deadenylation-independent decapping of nuclear-transcribed mRNA; P-body assembly
Cellular component (GO): P-body
Molecular function (GO): mRNA binding
Source: RefSeq, a predicted model, not a curated record
CUGCAUCUUGUUACGGCCAGGCCUGUGUCUCUUUACAGCAACUGUGUGCCAGAAAUAUGGCUACGGACUGGCUUGGGAGCAUCGUGUCAAUUAAUUGUGGAGAAAGCCUGGGAGUCUAUCAAGGACGAGUGUCUGCUGUGGAUCAGGUCAGCCAGACCAUUUCCCUGACGCGGCCUUUCCAUAAUGGGGUCAAGUGCCUCGUGCCAGAAGUCACCUUCAGGGCAGGUGACAUUACUGAGCUGAAAAUUCUUGAGAUCCCAGGGCCAGGGGACAGCAGACAAUGUGGGGAUCUGCAACAGACAGAAAUGAGCAUCCCUGGUGUUGGAUGCCAAGUGGGUCCCAGUCAGAAUGGCACUGGGAAAGUGUUAAAGAAGCCUGUCUCCAGCAGUGCCCCACAGAAUAUCCCAAGGAGAAUGGACAUGAAGAAUCAGGAUAUUAUCAUCUCUCCACAGCAGCAGUGCUCCAAGAGCUACAUGGAUCGACACAUGGAAACACUGACUCAGUCCAAAGGCUUCCGUCGUAGACACAAUUCCUGGUCAUCCAGUAGCCGUCAUCCAAACCAAGUGACUCCAAAGAAGAGUGGCCUGAAAAACGGGCAGAUGAAGAGCAAAGAUGAUGAGUGCUUCGGGGAUGACAUUGAUGAAAUCCCAGACACAGAUUUUGAUUUCGAAGGGAACCUGGCCCUUUUUGACAAGGCAGCUGUGUUUGAAGAGAUUGAAACUUAUGAGAGGAGGAGUGGCACUCGUUCCCGGGGGACCCCAAAUGAGAAACCAGCUCGCUAUCGGCACGACGAGAACAUCUUGGAAUCGGAGCCCAUAGUCUAUAGAAGGAUUGUCGUACCCCAGAACGCUAACAAAGAAUUCUGCACGGACUCUGGGCUGGUCGUUCCAAGCGUGUCUUAUGAGCUUCACAAAAAGCUGCUCUCGGUUGCUGAGAAGCACGGGCUGACUCUGGAGCGAAGGCUGGAGAUGACGGGAGUGUGUGCAAGUCAGAUGGCCCUGAGCCUCCUGGGGGGACCCAACAGGCUGAACCCGAAGAACGUGCACCAGCGGCCCACGGUAGCCCUGCUGUGCGGCCCCCAUGUGAAGGGGGCCCAGGGGAUCAGCUGCGGACGGCACCUCUCCAACCACGACGUCCACGUCAUCCUUUUCUUACCCAACUUUGUCAAGAUGCUCGAAUCCAUCACCAACGAGCUGAACCUUUUCAGCAAGACGCAAGGCCAGCAGGUGUCCAGCGUCAAAGAUCUUCCAGAUACCCCUGUUGACCUAGUGAUCAACUGCCUAGAUUGUCAUGAAAAUGCCUUUUUGAGAGAUCAGCCUUGGUACAAAGCAGUUGUGGACUGGGCCAACCAGAACCGGGCACCCGUCCUCAGCAUAGACCCUCCAAUAAACGAGAUGGAGCAGGGCAUUGAUGCCAAGUGGUCGCUGGCCUUGGGCCUGCCCCUGCCCCUGGGCGAGAGGGCAGGGCGCGUGUAUCUCUGUGACAUUGGCAUUCCCCAGAAGGUCUUUCAAGAAGUGGGAAUAAACUACCACUCACCCUUCGGCUGCAAAUUUGUCAUCCCCCUGCAUUCCACUUAGAGCCCAGUCAGCCACACAGCUCUGAAGUGAGAGAAGAGGAGGAGGUGGUCUGUCAAAUAAGCUGUCCAGUGGAUCCUGACUAGUAAACUCGUGACGCCUUAAGGAUGUGAAGUUCUGGAGAGUUUUCCUUCCAGAAGAGACAUUGUGUAUUUAAAAAAA